AUGAAGGCUACUGUUCCCUUCAGACUUCCCGACCCUCGAAACGAACCCAAUCCUCUCUACAAAAAAGGUUCCCCCGAACGAGCCCAAGUCGAAGCUGCCUUGACUAAGCUGCGAUCUCAAUUGCCCGUCCAGAGCGAUAUCUUCUAUAAUGGCAAGGCACAGCAAGUCUCCCAAUCGUGGGAUCAGCCCUUGCCAGCAGAACAUGCCACCAAGUUCACCAACUAUCCUCUUGCCAGCAAAGAGCAGGUCUCUGCAGCCAUUGAGUCGGCCCUCGCGGCCAAGAAGAGCUGGGAGGAGACUCCCUUUGUCGAUCGAGCUUCUAUCUUCCUCAAGGCGGCAGAGCUGGUGACGACCAAGUACCGGUAUGAUCUGAUCGCAGCGACCAUGCUGGGACAGGGAAAGAACAUCUGGCAGGGAGAGAUUGAUGCUGCCGCUGAACUGGCGGACUUCUUCCGGUUGAACUGCAACUACGCUGCAGAAUUGUUGGAGAGACAGCCUACUCGAGGCUCGGAUGGAAUGUGGAGUCGCGUGGAAUACCGUCCUUUGGAGGGAUUCGUCUACAGUAUCUCGCCCUUCAACUUCACUGCCCUCGGUGGCAACUUGAUUUCGGGUCCUGCCCUGAUGGGCAACGUGGUGCUCUGGAAGCCCUCCCCAUCCAACGUGUACGCUAGUGCCCUCGUCUACAAAAUUCUACUCGAAGCCGGUCUGCCUCCCAACGUUGUGCAGUUUGUUACUGGCGAUGCUGAGCAGAUUACCGACGUGGCUCUGUCUCACCGCGACUUUGCCGGCCUGAACUUCAUCGGUUCGUCGGACAUUUUCCGCUCUCUGUAUGGCAAGAUUGGCGAGGGUAUCGCAAACAAGACCUACCGCGAGUUCCCUCGUGUGGUGGGCGAAACCAGCGGCAAGAACUUCCACCUCGUUCACAACUCGGCCGAUAUCCCCAGCGCCGUUAACCACACCAUUCGUGGCGCAUUCGAGUACCAGGGCCAGAAGUGCUCUGCCACUUCUCGUCUGUACCUCCCCGAAUCUCGGGCAGAGGAGUUCCUCACCAGCCUGAAGGCGGGUAUCAACGAGAUCACCAUUGGCAGCCCCGACAAGAACAUUGAAGCGUUCAUGGGACCUGUCAUCCACCGCCGCUCAUUUGACAAGAUCAAGUCCAUCAUCGACGCAAGCAACAAGGAUUCAUCUCUGAAGCUGGUGGCCGGUGGCACUUACGACGACUCGGUUGGCUUCUACGUUAACCCGACCGUCUACCAAGCCGACUCUCCCACGCACCGCCUCUUUGACGAGGAAAUCUUCGGCCCCGUCCUGGCCGUCUACGUCUACCCCGAUGCAGAGUGGAGCUCGGUUCUGAACCAGGCUGACCAGUCUGGCGGUGGAUUUGCCCUGACUGGAGCUGUCUUUGCCAAGGACAGAUCUGCCAUUCGCGAAGCUGAGGAUGCGCUCCGCUACUCGGCCGGUAACUUUUACAUCAACUGCAAGACGACAGCCGCAUUGAUCGGCCAGCAAUCGUUUGGAGGUGCCCGAGCCAGUGGAACCAAUGACAAGGCAGGAAGCUCUGAUGUGCUGCGCCGAUUCACGAGCCCGAGACUGAUCAAGGAGGAAUUCUUCCCUCAGACGGGAUUUACGUACCCUAGCAACCAUUAA
Molecule: messenger RNA, 1647 nt
Organism: Aspergillus wentii DTO 134E9
Lineage: Eukaryota; Fungi; Ascomycota; Eurotiomycetes; Eurotiales; Aspergillaceae
Exons: 4
Coding region: 1-1647 (548 amino acids)
Cellular component (GO): mitochondrial matrix
Molecular function (GO): L-glutamate gamma-semialdehyde dehydrogenase (NAD+) activity
Source: RefSeq, a predicted model, not a curated record